AUGUAUGUCCCUGUUAUGACUAGCUGUGGACACAAUUACUGUUAUGAGUGCAUAUCAAAUUGGUUAGUUAGCAACAAUGCCAAUGAAUUGACGUGCCCGCAGUGCCGCAGCCCGCUGAAGGAACCGCCUGCUCUCAAUGUCGCACUGCAAAACCUUUUGAACUAUGUGGUUGAUAAUUAUGCUAUCAGCAGCUUGCAAACUGAUGGCACGCGAGCAGAAAGCGUUGAUCAGUAUAGAGACGAUAACUUUUCGGGCAGGCUGUUCAAAAAUGUCUUUAACAACACCGCGAUGGCAAUAGUUGAUGACGAUGACGGUGUUGCACGUUGCAGCAACUGUCACUGGGAAGUGGAAGGUGACGUGUGUCCUCAUUGCAGUGCGCGGAUGAGAAAUAGGGCUGUUGAAGAAGAAGAAUUCCCAAGCGAUGAGUAUUCAGAGGAUGAAAUUGAGCGCAUCCAGUACGGAGCAAACCGCGCGCUAGGGGUGCGGGAUGAGCAAGGUGCUGAUGAGCAUAGUGAGAGUGACUCUGAAAGUGACGAAAGUAAUUUCGAGCGCCGAAAUGGCACGCUUGCCAAUAUCUCAGGGCAUGCGCAACUUGGCCGAUCUAGGCGUCGUUUCGAUGGGUCGCAGCACGGCUCCGAAGACCUUAUGAAUUCAGAAGGUGCUAUGGAAUCCGAAGACGCUGAAGACUCUGACCUAGAUUCAUUUAUAGUGAACGAGGAAGAAGAAGAUGAAAUUGGCGGCGAACAAGAGGAGCCAGAGCAGGUGGAGCUUGACGGCAGCGAUCACGAUAGCGACUUUUACGAGCAUCACGAUAUAGAUGGGUUUGUUAGUGGCGACAGCCUUGAUAAUGAUAGCGAGGACGGCCACAAGAAAAGGAAAAGACGGAUUCAAGUGGUUUUGGACAGUGAUGAGGACGAUUAA
Molecule: messenger RNA, 921 nt
Organism: Lachancea thermotolerans CBS 6340
Lineage: Eukaryota; Fungi; Ascomycota; Saccharomycetes; Saccharomycetales; Saccharomycetaceae
Gene: PSH1
Product: ubiquitin-protein ligase PSH1
Exons: 1
Coding region: 1-921 (306 amino acids)
Source: RefSeq, a predicted model, not a curated record